Zingiber officinale is the source of this 4000-nucleotide messenger RNA. RefSeq names its product isoleucine--tRNA ligase, cytoplasmic-like. The transcript has 27 exons. Lineage: Eukaryota; Viridiplantae; Streptophyta; Magnoliopsida; Zingiberales; Zingiberaceae. The record is from RefSeq and is a predicted model, not a curated record. The coding region runs from base 91 to 3681 and encodes 1196 amino acids. Gene Ontology annotation, biological process: isoleucyl-tRNA aminoacylation. Gene Ontology annotation, molecular function: tRNA binding; isoleucine-tRNA ligase activity; ATP binding.
GUUCGUUUGACUAAAAACCCUAAAAGUAGGGUGGUCGCCGUCUCUGCUCUCAGUUUGGAAACCCCCGUCUUGCCACCUCUCUCGCCGGCGAUGGAGGACGUUUGCGAGGGCAAGGACUUCUCGUUCCCGAAGCAGGAGGAGUCCAUCCUCCGCUUCUGGUCAUCCAUACGGGCCUUCGAGACCCAGCUCAAGCGGACCGAGUCCAUGCCGGAGUACAUCUUCUACGACGGGCCGCCCUUCGCUACCGGACUCCCGCACUACGGUCACAUCCUAGCCGGCACCAUCAAGGACGUUGUCACCCGCUACCAGUCUAUGAACGGCCGCCAUGUCACCCGCCGUUUCGGCUGGGACUGCCACGGCCUGCCCGUCGAGUUCGAGAUUGACACCAAGCUCGGCAUACGGAGCCGGGAGGACGUCCUCGCUAUGGGCAUCGCGGCGUACAACGAGGAGUGCCGCGCCAUCGUCACGCACUACGUGAACGAGUGGGAGGAGACGAUCACGCGCACGGGCCGCUGGAUCGAUUUUAAGAACGAUUACAAGACGAUGGACCUCAAGUUCAUGGAGUCGGUGUGGUGGGUGUUCGCCCAGCUGUGGAAGAAGGAGCUUGUAUAUCGAGGCUUCAAGGUCAUGCCAUACAGCACGGGAUGCAGGACACCGAUCUCAAACUUUGAGGCUGGGCAAAAUUAUAAGGAUGUGUCGGACCCUGCAAUCAUGGUGUCAUUUCCAAUCGUUGGCGAUCCUCAUAAUGCAGCGUUAGUAGCAUGGACAACUACUCCAUGGACACUUCCGAGCAAUCUAGCUCUGUGCGUAAAUGCUGAUUUGGUGUAUGUAAAGGUUCGAGAAAAAACAUCAGGUGUGACUUAUAUUGUUGCAGAAUCUAGGUUGUCCCAGCUGCCUAGCAAGAAGUCAAAAUCAGAAUUAGCUGGAGCUGUUGUGCCUCCACAAGAUAUAUCAUCAGCCAACUCUAAGAGCAAGGGAACCUCGAGCACUAAAACUAAGAGUGGAGUUGAUGCCAAAUCAUAUGAGUUAGUGGAGAAAUUAACAGGCGCUUCUUUAGUUGGAUUGAGAUAUGUUCCUCUGUUUGAUUAUUUCUUGAAGUAUUCGGAUACAGCCUUUAGGGUAGUUGCAGACAAUUAUGUAACUGAUGAUAGUGGAACUGGUGUGGUUCACUGUGCUCCUGCUUUUGGUGAAGAUGAUUACCGUGUCUGUGUUGCUUCUGGUAUAAUCAAGGGUGUGGAUCUUUUUGUGGCGGUUGAUGCUGAUGGUUGCUUUACUGAGGAAGUCUCAGAUUUCUAUGGGCGCUAUGUGAAGGAUGCUGAUAAGGACAUUGUAAAUGCUGUUAAGGUGAAAGGAAGACUUGUAAAUAAUGGAAGUGUCAUGCAUUCUUAUCCUUUCUGCUGGAGAUCAGACACACCCCUUCUAUAUCGGGCUGUUCCUAGUUGGUUUGUUUCUGUUGAAAAGAUUAAGGAGCAGUUGUUAGAAAGUAACAAACAAACAGAUUGGGUCCCCGACUAUGUGAAGGAAAAACGGUUUCAUAAUUGGCUCGAAAAUGCUAGGGAUUGGGCUGUUAGCCGAAGUAGGUUUUGGGGUACCCCUCUUCCUAUUUGGGUCAGUGAGGAUGGCAUUGAGAAGAGAGUUAUUGGUUCUAUUGAUGAACUUGAGCAACUAUCUGGUGCUAAGGUUACUGAUCUGCAUCGUCACUAUAUUGAUCACAUAACCAUUCCUUCUGAACGUGGUCCUGAGUUUGGGGUUCUUCAUCGCAUUGAUGAUGUCUUUGACUGCUGGUUUGAGAGUGGGUCAAUGCCAUAUGCUUAUAUUCAUUACCCGUUUGAGAAUGUGGAACUCUUUGAAAAGAACUUUCCGGGACACUUUGUUGCCGAGGGCCUUGACCAAACGCGAGGAUGGUUCUAUACACUUAUGGUGCUAUCUACGGCAUUGUUUGGGAAGCCUGCAUUUAGAAACCUUAUCUGCAAUGGUCUUGUGUUGGCUGAGGAUGGGAAGAAAAUGAGUAAAAGAUUGAAGAACUACCCAUCGCCAACCGAAGUCAUAGAUGAUUAUGGAGCGGAUGCAUUGCGAUUAUAUCUGGUUAAUUCUCCUGUUGUUCGUGCUGAACCUUUGCGGUUCAAAAAGGAUGGUGUAUAUAGUGUGGUCAAAGAUGUCUUCCUUCCAUGGUAUAACGCAUAUAGAUUCCUCGUUCAAAAUGCAAAAAGGCUUGAGGUUGAGGGUCUUGCACCUUUUGUUCCAGUGCAUUAUGAAGCCCUUCAAAAGUCUUUGAAUGUGCUUGACCAGUGGAUAAAUUCUGCUACUGAAAGUUUAGUUCAAUUUGUUCGUCAAGAAAUGGAUGCUUAUCGGUUGUACUCGGUUGUCCCGUAUCUUCUGAAGUUCAUUGACAAUCUUACCAACAUAUAUGUGCGUUUUAAUCGAAAGAGAUUGAAGGGACGCACAGGAGAAGACGACUGCAGAAUCUCUCUUUCAACUUUAUAUCAUGUGCUUUUAACUACAUGUAAAGUGAUGGCUCCAUUCACACCUUUCUUUACAGAGGUUCUUUAUCUAAACCUUCGGAAGGUCUCUGGUGGAUCUGAGGAAAGCAUUCAUUUUUGUAACUUUCCUUCAGCAUUAGGGAAGCGGGAGGAGCGCAUUGAGCAGAGUGUCACAAGGAUGAUGACUGUCAUUGACCUGGCACGCAACAUUCGGGAGCGUCAUAGUAAACCUCUCAAAACACCACUCAAGGAAAUGAUAGUUGUUCAUCCUGAUUCAGACUUUCUGGAAGAUAUUACUGGAAAGUUGAGGGAGUAUGUGAUGGAGGAGCUCAAUGUUAAAUCAGUGGUUUCAUGCAAUGAUCCUUUGAAUUAUGCUUCAUUACGAGCUGAGCCUGAUUUUAGUGUAUUAGGUAAAAGAUUAGGGAAGGCAAUGGGUGCUGUGGCUAAGGAGGUCAAGGCAAUGUCUGAGGCUGAUAUAUCGUCUUUUGAGCAAUCUGGAGAAGUCACAUUCUCCGGGCAUUGCUUGAAGCUGAAUGAUAUAAAGAUAUUGCAUGAGUUCAAACGGCCUUCUGGUACUACAGAAAAGGAGAUUGAUGCUGCUGGAGAUGGUGAUGUUUUGGUGGUAUUGGAUUUGAGAGCCGAUGAAUCAUUGUUUGAUGCAGGAGUUGCUCGAGAGGUUGUCAAUCGGAUUCAGAAAUUACGUAAGAAAGCUGGUCUGGAGCCCACUGAUGUUGUAGAGGUUUACUAUGAACCUCUUGGGAAAAGUAAAAAUGUUUUGGAGAAAAUUGUGGAAUCCCAGGAGGAAUACAUCAAAGAUGCUCUUGGGUCUCCUUUACUUCAUCAAAGCAACACUCCCCCUCAUGCUGUGAUUUUGUGUCAGGAGGAGUUUCAGGUCUUGCUAUCACGUGAGGAACAACUACCUAGUGUCUCAUUCGUUGUUAGCAUAGCAAAGCCUGCUCUGAUGUUUGAUACCGGAGCUAUUGUUGCAUUAUAUUCAGGUGAUGAGAAGCUUGCUGAAAGUUUACAGACAUAUUUGUUGUCAAGAGAUCUUUUGAAUUUGAAAUUAGAGUUUCAAAGAGGAAAUGGGAAGAUUAAGGUAGAUAGUUUUGAGAAUCAGCUACCAGUUGAGUUGGAGUUAGAAAAGCAUGUCUUUCUCAGUGCAGCAGAUUACUACUCGAGAAACAAGGAACUGACGGACUAAAUGUCAGAUUAUUUUGCUUGUAUUUCCCUGGAUUCUAGCCUCACAGUUCCUGCAAUCGAUUCCUUCCUGAAGAUUUUACAACUCAUUUCGCUUGAGCAACAUUCAUAUUGGUACUUCAACAAUUUAAUUUAUAAACCAUAUGUAAUCACUUGCUGCACGCGUGUGAUAUUGCAAGUUUGUGUAGUCUGAUAAAUGCAUAAUUAGACAGGCAAAUCAAAUUUGCUGUAUUCUUAAAAUUUUGGUUAAUGUAAUUUAAUGAUUUUCUGUAAUACAUCUUUGCAGUGUUCUUAAUUCCAGCAGUCGAACAACUUUUUCUUCU